AUUAUAAUGACUUGCAUUUUUUUUAUCGCAUUGGGGCUUCCAUAUAAAUCCACUUAUAUUAGUGCUUACUUGUUUAAAUGUAUUUAUCUAAACUAACUGAGUAUUUUAAUUUCAUACUACUUUAUACUUCUUGUGCACCACAGUUUAAAACACAUUAUUUUGUAAUUUAAUAUUUUGUAGUUUUUUUUUUUUGCUCAACUAAUUCAAAGAUGGUGUAAUUCAAAGGUCAGCCUGCAGUUCCGUCUCCUUCCAUCAGGGGGCAGCACAACCACAACCCUCCGUCCGUGUGAGCCCGAAAGGAAGCAAAUCGAAACUCUUCAAUGAGUUCACCUUCAGAUAAAUAGUUACUCUCCCCCUCCACCAUCUCCUCCUCCUUCUCCUUUUCCUUCUCCUGAACACUCAAAUUUAAUCGUCUUGACAUUAUAAAACAAUCAUGAAUGGCUCUGUGCACUCCUCACCCAACGUGGUGGACAUCCAGCUGAAGCGAGGACCAGCAGGCUUGGGCUUCAACAUAGUUGGGGGUGUGGACCAGCAGUACGUGGUGAACGACAGCGGCAUAUACGUGUCCAAAAUAAAAGAAGAUGGAGCAGCGGGACUAGAUGGAAGACUUGAAGAGGGAGACAAAAUCCUGGAGAUCAACGGAGUGAAGCUGGAGAAUCAGACACAUCGAUCUGCAGUGGAGUUCUUCAGGACAGCGGGGGAGGACGUGCUGCUCCGUGUUCAGAAAAAGUCGCCUCAUCACAUGAACGGACCCACAGGCUCGCAGCCGGAGCACAAUUCUUCAGCGCCUGCUCUGGGAGUGCUGGCUAUGUUAGCGGGAGCUGCCGCCAUCCUCGGAUUCUUGUACAUGCGACACCAUAGGAAGCCCUUUUAACCAAGCCGACAUCGUCUGUAUAUUAUUUUUAAGAUCAAAAACUUUGCUUAAGGCCAAAGAAGUGAAGAGGGAACAAACUCUAAAACAGUAAAACCUUUAUUUUUGUUUUUUUUUAUUAGUAGGUGUCGGUGUCACUGAUAAGUUUCUCCAUGUUCAUGUGUAUUAUAUGAUUAAUGGUAGCUUCUUGACACCCUUUCCUAUGCAAACGGAUGCUCUCUUACCACAGAGAUUAGUUUUAAUAGAUAUUAUGUGAUGGUAAAGAGAAGGAGACGGAUGUACACUUGACAUUCCUGCUGCUGGGCUGACAUACAUACAUACAUACACACACAUACAUGCAGAGGUUGUAUGAGAGGUCCAGUCAGACAGACUCAAGCUUCAGGGUCCACUUACAAACUGAAAGACAGUGUUGUGUUCAGUCCUUCGUAGGCCUCUCUGGACCCCCAUCGCUGAAUGGGGGAUCUGUUUUAGGGGGGCAACGUCAGAGGAACCCACUGUAUUUUCAGUUUCCAAAAUAUGUAUGCGACCAGGGGGUUGAUUUUCAUUUUAUGAGUCUGAGACGGAGCCGUGGGUGAAAAAAUGACAUAUCGUAAUGGACUUCUGAGUGCCUUUUGUACCUAUUGCAAGUGAUGCUGCUGUUUCGGUUCUCGGUGUUCCUUUAUCAUGAUCAAAAUGAGAAUCAACCCAUUAUGUCCAUACAUACGUUAAAUUAAAGGAGAAAGCUGACAAUAUGCUCUUUUUUUUCUCUUGCUGUCAACAAAUCCAAUGAAAAACAAAAAAAAAUACGAAAUACUUUCUUACUUCCUGACUUAAGCCCAUUGAUUCUUACUAAAGAAGUAAAUCUUUAAAGGGGACAUAUUCUCUUUUCCAGGUAUGUAUUUUUAAUCCAGGGCUCUACUGGAACAUCUUGAUGUGAUUUACAGUCCAAGAACUUCAUUAUUUAACUCAUACUGACCUUUUAUGCAGCCUUUCUCUUAAUGAACCCUAUCUGUUCUGAUUGGUUACACAAACAAGCUGUAGUAGCAGGAUUUCACUUCUUCUUGUUCCUGACUCAAAAUGUCAACUUCUCGAGCUGAAAUCGGAUCCACAGCACAUGGGGAAAACCUCAGCAACACCUUAAGCAAGCAAGACUCCAGCUGUCAAUAAAUGAAUGGCCGUUUGUGGGCGUGCAUGAUGAACCAACGUUCAAUUGCAAUCUAGUGUUUAGAGUAGACUUACAGGAAGAUAACAUAGAUAUCCAACAGCUUAACAAUAUAUAAAUAACAGAAAGCUUAAUAUGUCCCCUUUAAAAAUGUAAAAAUGGAUCAUACGGCUCAGUAAUUCCCUAAAACAGCUGGCCAAUGUGAUCUUUAACUAAUAUUACUUAAACAGGAGUAAAUUGUGCUUUUUGUUGGGGACUAUUUUAAGAGGCAGAUUUGUAGCUAUAGUGAGUAUUUAGAGCAUCAAGACAGUGUAUCUGGGAUGAAACUCAAAAUAAACUACAGUGCCCAUGUUCAUCGUAACGAAGGAACAUGUCACCCAGUGCAACGAUGUGGUUAAUUGAUGUGUUUAAUAGGUUUUUAUACAAUAAUUAAGUUCUAUGGCACAUAAAUAAGCUUUAAAUACACAGAUAAUACGUGUAAUUGGCUCAGUUUAGUGAAUACUUUCAUGGGAUUUGUUGACAAUAGGAGAAAAAUACAGAAUAUCAACCAGCCUUCUACUUUUUUAAAGCGAAACACACAAUUUAAAAUCACUGGGUAGUAUAUUAUGAAGUGUAAUUUGGUCACUCAGGGUGAACCAUUGAACCUGCACCGUGCAAACAAAUAGUAUUCACACAUCACGUGAUGGUGAGCAGCCCACGGCUUCACGCUCAGUCACAGCUCAGACGGCUCUCUGAGAGAUGCUGCCAUGUUUGUGUUUUUGUAUCGCAGCCAUUUUUAAAAAACCUUCUCCUAGUUUUGCAUUUUGGGGGGCUCAGUGCUCGUAAUCAACACCGUCUGCUAAGUGAUUCAUAAAGGGCGAACGUGAAAAUCUGGAGGUUUGUCGUAACAAAAGAGGGAAAUUAAUUAUUAUGUGUAAAGGACCAACAGCUUUAUUCAGUGAAGCAGUUUGAAGGUUCAAAGAAAUGAGUUGCUGUCAUCACGUUUAAAUGUUUAUUUUGCACUAGCCACAAUCAUGGAACCUCCUCCGGUAACGGCCGUACAGCAGAUGAAUAAGUGAAUUGUGUGCGAUGGGUGUUUUUUUUUGUCCACAUUUUUCCGUCUGCAGCUCAUCUAUCAUGUAACUGUCUCUCUGACUGUAUGUGGCUCUGUUGUCUGUAAAUACAUUUCAUGUUGCUCUGCUGAGUGGGAUUGUGAAUAUGUGCAGUAUGCCAGAAGAUAGAUCAGAAGCACUACUAAAUUAUACAAAUACUGUGUGUUUGACAGCCAAGCACCUAUUAAAUUCAUGUUGAAUU
Scomber scombrus (Atlantic mackerel) is the source of this 3305-nucleotide messenger RNA. RefSeq names its product synaptojanin 2 binding protein (gene synj2bp). The coding region runs from base 434 to 874 and encodes 146 amino acids. The record is from RefSeq and is a predicted model, not a curated record. Gene Ontology annotation, molecular function: protein binding. Lineage: Eukaryota; Metazoa; Chordata; Actinopteri; Scombriformes; Scombridae. The transcript is spliced from 4 exons.